Molecule: messenger RNA, 567 nt
Organism: Penicillium alfredii
Lineage: Eukaryota; Fungi; Ascomycota; Eurotiomycetes; Eurotiales; Aspergillaceae
Exons: 1
Coding region: 1-567 (188 amino acids)
Biological process (GO): endosomal transport
Cellular component (GO): BLOC-1 complex
Source: RefSeq, a predicted model, not a curated record
AUGUCCGACCCGACCACCCAACCCCAACCCCCAGCCCCAAACUCCACUACAACCGACCAACAAACAAAAGAAGCCCACGCCGCCUUCACCGCAACCCUCCACUCCGUCGGCGCCAACCUCGAAGCCCCACUCCGCGACCGCGCAACAACCAUCCAGAGCAACGCCGCCGCCCUCGAGCGCCAGGAGACCGAGCUGGCCGAGACCACGCAGCGGCUGGCGCGCCAGAACCAGCAGUGGACGGGGCUGGCGGAUGAGACGCGCGAUGGGCUCAAGGAGAUUGGGGACGUGCAGAAUUGGGCGGAGAUGAUUGAGCGGGAUUUGUUGGUUUUGGAGGAGAUGAUGGGUGAUGUGGAGGGUCAGGAGAGUGAGUCUGUGAAUGGGGAUGUGGGCGUGGAUGCAGAUGCAGAUGGUGAAAGGAGGAGGGUCGAGGAAGAAGUAGAAGGUGAUUCUGGGGACGGGAGGAUCCCGCAGAAUGGGGAUUUGGGUUUGGAUGGUGGUCAUCACGAUGCGAAGGAUUCUAAGGUCAAGGCGGAGAAUGGGACUCGGUCGUGGUUCCGCUGGUGGUGA